This is a messenger RNA of Mauremys reevesii (Reeves's turtle), 2283 nucleotides long. RefSeq names its product leucine rich repeat containing 57 (gene LRRC57). The transcript is spliced from 6 exons. The record is from RefSeq and is a predicted model, not a curated record. Bases 256 to 993 code for a protein of 245 amino acids. Gene Ontology annotation, molecular function: protein binding. NCBI's taxonomy places the organism in Eukaryota, Metazoa, Chordata, Testudines, Geoemydidae.
CGCGCGGGCGGGCGUGGCUUUGUAUCGCCGCCAUGUUGGAUGUGUCCUGUCGAGCGGCGCCGGCCUUGUUUCCGGUUCCGGGGCUCGCGGCGGCUGGGUGAGUCCCCGCUGCCAGCUGGAGCCGGAGCUGGUCCGCGGGUGGGUGGAGACUCGCGGAAAAUUUGAUUCAUGUAAUCCAGUGCAUCGUGAUUGAGAGAGACUGGACUGGGUUUGUGCCUUAAACAAAAUCUGUAUACUUGACACAAGACCAGCAAGAUGGGAAAUAGUGCCUUAAAAGCUCACUUGGAGACAGCCCAGAAAACAGGCGUGUUCCAGCUAACUGGAAAGGGUCUCUCUGAGUUUCCUGAAGACCUGCAGAAGCUAGCUAGCAACUUAAGGACAAUAGAUUUGUCAAACAACAAAAUUGAGAUCCUGCCACCACUGAUGGGAAAGUUUUCUGUUCUGAAGAGUCUUGCUUUAAACAACAACAAACUGACUGCUCUACCCGAGGAGCUGUGUAAGCUGAAAAAACUCGAGACCUUGCAUCUGAAUGGCAACCAUCUGACACAGUUGCCUGCCACCUUUGGACAACUCUUGGCUCUCAAGACCCUGAGCCUUUCUGGAAACCAGCUUCGGACUGUGCCCACCCAACUCUGCAGUCUUCGUCACCUAGAUGUGGUGGAUCUCUCAAGAAACCAGAUCCAGAGUGUGCCAGACACUGUGGGGGACCUGCAGGCCAUUGAACUCAAUUUGAAUCAGAACCAGGUCUGGAAACAGGCUUUAGAGAUUUCCCAGAUCUCAGUGCAGAUCUCUCACUGUCCACGCCUCAAAGUCCUGCGUUUGGAAGAGAACUGUCUCGACCUCAGCAUGCUUCCUCAGAGCAUACUCAGUGAUUCCCAGAUCUCAUUGCUUGCGGUGGAGGGUAAUCUCUUUGAAAUCAAGAAACUCAGAGAACUGGAGGGCUAUGACAAGUACAUGGAGCGGUUCACAGCCACCAAGAAGAAGUUUACAUGAUGGACUGCUGUUCUGAGUCUGUAUCAUUGGACAUAAAAGAUGGUGACCAAAGCAGCAGAAUCAGCAGCACUGUCUGCUUGGAAUGACAACUUAAACCAAGACUGAAGGUUGUGGGCUUGAUGAUGGCGAUGAAAAAACUGACAAUAUUCGUUUCAUAAGUCUGCUAUGUUGCUGCUACUACCACUUCAAAUAAAAAUCUGACAUUGGGAAAUUGCAGCCUAGGCAUUGAACUGUUAAAUAUGGCUAGAAGCUGGUUAUACUUCUGGCUAGCUCCCUCACUUCAUUUUAUUCUCCCUUUUCAGGAUGAUUUAUGUGGGAGAAAGGGGUAUAUAAUCCUCACUAGUUGAUGAGGUAGAGGACAUUAGCUUUUUUCACAAUAGUUGCUACUGUAUCCUUAUAAAGGGAAGUUGGCCAUUGUUUAGAGUGGGUUACUUGCAUCUAAUAUGCAGUUCUGCUACCACAAUAAUUCCAAAAUAUUAAGUUAUACUACUUGCUGUAAAUGUCCUCUAGCAUGGAGGUUAACUUUCACAUAGAUCUGUUGUAAUACUAAAAACUGUGUACACUUCAUGAAGCACAAAUAGUUAAAUGAGCUCACAUGGUUAAUUUAUCUUGUCUAUUUUAUAUUAAGUGCUUUUGUAAUCAAAUCUUGUUUCUAUCAUCUUUUCUCUUACUGGUAUCAAUUCACAGUACAAUUUACAGGAUGUCUUCUAGUUGAUGGAGAAAUGCACUAUUCCCUUCUGCUUGAACGUACUGCUAUUUAAUGGACUACUUGACAGGUUUUCUCUGUGUCUUCAGUAAAAUGUAGUUUGCUGGAAAAACUGUUAUCCUUGCACUGAUGAGUCCUCACAUCUGCAGAGCCACGUCUAAAACUUUUUCACCUUAUUACAGCUGCCUUACUACCAAAAGCACCCAGCAAGAGCUAAAAAUGUAUGCAAUUAUGUAACAGGUACUAAGAUUAAUUGCAAUAGAUUUAACUUGUGUAUUUAUUUUACUAAAACACUUAAACUGUAGUUUAAAUGUCUCAAUUCUAAACAUAUUUCUGCCACUUCAGUGUGAUUGUAUUAUUAAGCUUACCUAAAGGGUUUAUUUUACCGAUCUAUAUUAGAUUUUUUUUUGUAUAAAACUACUUGUGACAAUCAAAGAAUAAAAACACUCCAUUUCAGAAGAGAAAAUGGCUGGUAGAUAGUAAGCCUUUGAGUGACAAGUUAGCUAAAUGCUACUAUUUGUUCAAAAAUGAUUAUGUACAAAUUCUACUAGAAAAACUUGCAUAGUAAAAGACCAGUCCUCUUG